AUGGGUGUUGUGCAGAACAACCAGGUGGACAUCAAAAGCAAGGGACUACAUGCUGCUAUACCAAGCAAUGAAGAGGAGCAGAACGGUGUUGGAGAGAUCUACGGUUACCGAGCGUGCUGCUGCCGCAGAGCCCUGUGUACAACAGCGACUGUCCUGUCCGCUGGCUUUCUGCUGCUGCUCUUCUACUGGAAGCCGGAGUGGGAUGUGCGGGCUCAGUGUGUGCGCUGCCCGUUACAGGAAGCCGACACUAUCCUCCUCAGGACCACCGAUGAACAUAAAGUCUGGUACAAGAAGAAAAUAAAGUGGAUGGACUUGUCCUUGCUCAGUAAAGCAACAAAUGGUACCCAAUAUCCCGACCUAUCUGAUGAGACAUCUUUGCUGCAAAGAAUUAUCAUGAAAACUGAGGCUAAAGUACGGUAUUUUGAAAUUCAAAAGUUAAGGUACAUCUGGGACUUUAAAGAAAAACAAUUUGUUAGACCAGGAGAUCUGGAAGAGAGACAUACUUGUGCAGAUAUUCAUCACAAAUUUGGAUGUGGACUAAGUAUGACAGAGGUCAUCACCAGGAGAUUAAUAUAUGGACCUAAUACAAUUGAAAUACAGAUUUCUCCAAUCUGGAAGCUGCUUUGUAAAGAGGUCUUGAAUCCAUUUUAUAUGUUUCAAAUAUUCAGUGUGUGUCUCUGGCUAUCUGAGGACUACACUGAAUAUUCCAUUGCACUCAUCAUCGUGUCUUUCAUCUCCCUCGCUUUGUCCGUGUACGAUGUCCAACAGCAAUCAAUAAAACUAUACAGACUAGUGGAAUCCCAUAAUAACAUGACGGUCACAGUCUGCAGGAAAAAUACAGGGUAUGAGGAGGUGCCGUCCUGUGAGCUGGUUCCCGGUGAUGUCUUCAUCAUCAGCGGCAACAAGCAAGUGUUGUGCUGCGACUCCGUGCUGACCCAGGGCGGCUGUAUCGUUAACGAGGGCAUGCUCACAGGUGAGAGUAUUCCCAUCACCAAGACUCCAUUACCCAACGUCGCUGCCCACAGUUGCUGGAACGGAGUGACUGAGGAGCACAGGCGACACGUACUGUUCUGUGGGACCCAAGUGAUUCAGUCCAAGCCCAUUGGCCAGCCCAGAGUGGAAGCGGUGGUCUUUCGAACAGGUUUCUCCACGAGCAAAGGAGAGUUAGUGAGGUCCAUCUUGUACCCAAAGCCCAUGGACUUCAAGUUGUACCAAGAUGCCUUCCGCUUCCUGAUGUGCCUGACCAUCAUUGCCACCAUCGGGAUGAUCUACUCAGUCUGCAUCCUCCUCUUCAAUGGCAUGGCGACGAGCAAGGUUGUGCGGAAGGCACUGGACGUGAUAACUAUCGCAGUCUCCCCUGCCCUGCCCGCUGCUGUCACCAUUGGCAUCAUAUACUCCCAGGAAAGACUGAAAAAGAAGGGAAUCUUCAGUAUUAGUCCACAGAGAAUCAACAUUUGUGGACAGUUGAACCUCAUCUGCUUUGACAAGACUGGAACUCUGACUGAGGAUGGAUUGGAUCUGUGGGGCUUGGCAACAACUAAAGGAAAAGGGUUACAGAGCAUACUGAGGUUCAGCACUGGGGUGCGCUUGCCCUGGGGACCUUUCUUUGGGGCCAUGGCCAGCUGCCACUCUCUGGUCCUUCUGGACAACACCCUUCAGGGAGACCCUCUCGACCUGAAGAUGUUCGAGACCACGGGCUGGGAAAUAGAUGAAAAUGCAGUCUUCAAACACCCAACUGAGGAUGCACAUUCGUUCAUUGUGAAACCAGGACCAACAGCUUACAAGGUGUCGAAGGCGGGGAUUGUUGUCCUGAAGCAAUACCCGUUCUCAUCCCAACUGCAACGAAUGUCGGUGGUAACGCAGGUGAUUGGCAAGGCAAGUCUGUCCAUCUACAUGAAGGGGGCGCCCGAAAUGGUCGUCCGUCUCUGCAAACCCCAGACAGUUCCCCGCAGUUUCUCGAGGGAACUCCAGCGCUACACGAAGCAGGGAUUCAGGGUCAUUGGCUUUGCCUUUAAAUGCAUCUGGGACGGCAGUAACGUCAGUGUGGGCAGCUUAACCAGGGAAGUUGUGGAAUCUGACUUGAUAUUCCUUGGCCUACUGAUUCUGGAAAACAAACUGAAGCCUCAAACAAGACCCGUGUUACUGGAGCUGUCCAAGGCCAGGAUUCGCACGGUGAUGAUCACAGGGGACAACCUGCAGACGGCUGUCACGGUGGCCAGGAACUCUGGCAUGAUCCCAAUGGCCCACAGAGUCAUCCUAGUCGAAGCCUCAAAGGCAAAGAUAUCUGGCACAGCGGUCAUCAGCUGGAGAGUGGUGGAGAAUGGCAAGGAUCAUCAUCAGUCGUGUGCUGGUGAAAGUAAAAUAGCGAUGGAUGACUUUGAAAAGAAUAAAGACUUUCACUUUGUAAUGACGGGGAGAUCUUACGAGAUUCUGGUUCACCACUUCUACCAUUUACUGCCCAAGUUGCUGCUUAACACCACUGUCUUUGCCCGGAUGUCACCCAACCUGAAGGGCAGCCUCAUCGAGGAGUUCCAGAAACUGGAUUACUACGUGGGCAUGUGUGGAGAUGGUGCGAAUGACUGCGGGGCUUUAAAGACAGCCCACGCAGGGAUCUCCCUGUCAGAACACGAGGCCUCUGUAGCUUCGCCAUUCACCUCGAAAAUACCCAACAUUGACUGCGUUCCACAGCUCAUCAAGGAGGGUAGGGCAGCUGUGGUCACAUCAUUCUGCAUCUUUAAGUACAUGGCCGUCUACAGCAUGAUCCAGUACCUUGGUGUUUUGUGUCUCUACUGGGAAGCAAAUACCUUUGGGAACUAUCAGUUUCUGUUUGAGGAUUUGGGAAUUACAACAAUUAUUGGUAUUACGAUGAGCCUGAACCAGGCGUAUCCAAGCCUGCACCCUCACCAGCCGCCCGCUCAACUCAUCUCACCCCCCUUGCUGCUCUCCGUCAUUCUCAACGUCAUCCUCAGCCUGGUCUUGCACAUGUUUGGAUUCAUGUUGGUGCAGCAGCAGCCUUGGUACUCGCCCACCGAUAUCCACAGCGCAUGUCAUCUUGCAAACGUGAGCAGCAUUGGCGUGGACACCAGUAAUAACACACUGACCACCAAGUCCAUCUCGCACGAAUCCGAUGAAGAUUUUUUCAGGAGUUAUGAGAAUACGACUGUGUAUCUUCUGUCUAUUUUCAGUUGUGUGACCACCGCCAUUGUCUAUUGCAAGGGGAAGCCAUACCGCAAGCCCAUCUACACCAACCAUGUAUUUUUGAUCGUCGUCUUGGCCCAGAUUGUAAUGUGCCUGUAUUUCCUGUUUGGUGAUGAAGGAGUCAUGUACAAUGCACUGGGACUUGUUUGCACCCCCACAUAUUGGAGGUUCUACAUUCUGGCGAUGAUUGUGGUUCACUUCCUGGUCAUUAUCGCCAUUGAGGAGUUGGUGGUAGAGAACACACAUCUCUGGCUCUUUCUGAAGAAGUGUUGCAAGAUAAAGUCCAGGCGGCGUUACAAGGUGAUUGGGAGGAUGAUUAUGGAGGAGCCGGGCUGGCCACCGCUGGAUGGGUCAGGGUUCACGUCCGUCCUCUCGAUGGACGGAGAGCUUCAGCAGGAACACUCCCACCACAGACCCCGGAGAGACAGCAGAGAAUCCCCCCGCACACUGGCCGUGCCUGCUUCACCGCCGGCCAAGGAGAGGACCUGCAGCGCCAACCAGGAGCAGGACGACCACUUGUAGCACCAACGCAGGAUCACAUUUACCCAUCAGUCUGUCUGUCUCUCCACCGUUCCUGCCCCCCUCUAGAACCUGUCACGUUGCACACCAAGGUACCAUGAUGGAGACAGCAACAUGCUGAAGUAACUCAGCGGGACAGGCAGCAUCUCCGGAGACAGGGAAUGGGUGACGUUACGGGUCGAGACCCUUCUUUAGUGUAAACCAUAAUUUCACCAAAGAAUAUAGCCAUCAAGUUUCUCAACUUUAAUCACAACUCAACAGAUAUUCAACUUUAAUCACAACUCAACAGAUAUUUAGUUUAGA
Messenger RNA from Amblyraja radiata (thorny skate), 4020 nucleotides. RefSeq names its product probable cation-transporting ATPase 13A4. Gene Ontology annotation, biological process: intracellular calcium ion homeostasis; polyamine transmembrane transport. Lineage: Eukaryota; Metazoa; Chordata; Chondrichthyes; Rajiformes; Rajidae. The record is from RefSeq and is a predicted model, not a curated record. Bases 1 to 3720 code for a protein of 1239 amino acids. The transcript has 30 exons. Gene Ontology annotation, molecular function: P-type ion transporter activity; ATP hydrolysis activity; ATPase-coupled monoatomic cation transmembrane transporter activity. Gene Ontology annotation, cellular component: late endosome membrane.